AUGGCUGAAUCUGCAACCGAGAAUCAAGUUGCUCUGAGAGUUUUGAUAGAUGAAAAGAAAAAUAAAGUAGUGUUUGUCCAAGCAGGGAAGGACUUUGUGGAUUUCCUUUUAAGCUUCUUAACCUUGCCACUGGGCACUAUUGUGAGGCUUGUGAGUAAGGAAUCAAACAUGAAGAAGGUUAGCAUUGGAAGCCUAAGCUCCUUGUACGAAAGCGUGGCCAAUCUUGAUGAAAGUCAUUUCUGGACAGACACGUGUAAAGAAAUGCUGCUUCAGCCAAGGAACGCAAUGGAAAGCUACUGCCAAAAUAUAAAGCUUAAUAUUGAUGACACUGAGAAAACAAAGUACUUUAUAUGUGAGGACUUGGAUUGCAGUCGUAAGCGUAGUGGUGGCUUGUUGAGUACUUUCACAAACCAAAGAUGCAAAUGCGGGAAACCAAUGAAUCGAGAGAUAUUUAAUCGUAUAUCACCCGCAAAUAAAGGGUUCGUUCCAGAAACUGCAACUUUUAUUAUUUCAGAUGACCUUAAGGUGAAACCUGAUGAUUUUCAAAAUUCUGUUUGUCUACCUAUAAAUCUUGGAUCCGAAGACUUCGACGCAAUCAAACUAGUAAUUGUGAAUGUCACCCAGAAUGAUACACUGGACCUACUGACGGGCUCCUUAUUUUCCACCACACCUUUAACGGACUUGUUCUUGCGGAAGAAACAACUCAUUGAGAAUGCACAAACAAGGAGUGUAUCGGAUUUUGAUAUUGGUGAGGUUGAAGGUAAUGAUGGAGGGCAGAGAAUGAAAAUAAAGGCACUGAUAAGAAAAUCCAACAACACGAUAUUGUUUGCUUUAGCUGAAGAGGAUUUUGUGGACUUCAUUCUUAGUUUUUUGACUUUCCCCUUGGGAGGGGUGGAGCACAUGUUGAACGGGAACUCUUGCUUGGGCAGCAUUGAUAAUUUAUACAAUAGCAUAAUUCAUUUGGAUCCUAAUAGAUAUUUCAGGUCCUUCGAUUUACAGGAUAAGCUCGUUAAAUCUCAACUUGCACACCAAUUUAAGCUCAACAACCAGAUGUUACCGUUUGAGGAAGUGCCUAUUCCUGAUUACACUUGUUACAGUGAUACUAAUAUUAAUAAUAAUAAUGGAAAGAUAAGCUGCUAUUUAACUUCUUUACAAGGUUAUGAAAGAUUUACUUCAGAGGUAUGUGCUCCAUUGAGCUAUUUAGAGCCGCAGUCAUCAACUGGCCAAAAAUAUAGCACAUGUGGCGGAAAAGGAUUCGCCAAGAAGAUGUCUCUAUACAUGGUGACAGAUGACUUGGUCAUCACUCCAAGUUCAUCUAUCUCUGCCAUUUCCUUUCUUACCCAAUUGAGAAUUCCUCCUUCUGAUUUGGAGGAAAGAGUUAUCAACAUUGGCAAAAAAGAGGGUCUCAGCCUUCUGAAAGCGUCUUUGUUCUCAUCAUCUGCUCUGACAAAUGGUCUCCGCCAAUUCCUUAAACCCAUCAAAGAGGAGAAUUCACCAAACUAA
Molecule: messenger RNA, 1503 nt
Organism: Gastrolobium bilobum
Lineage: Eukaryota; Viridiplantae; Streptophyta; Magnoliopsida; Fabales; Fabaceae
Exons: 3
Coding region: 1-1503 (500 amino acids)
Source: RefSeq, a predicted model, not a curated record